AUGGGGGCGCGGCAGUCGAGUGCCCGCUCCCAGGACAAGGGCCCCAAGGGGAUGGUGCUGCUGGGCGGGAGGCAGAAAUUCUCGCCAUGGGACGACGCCCUGCUCUCAGGAAAGGACCCGCGGUCUCUGCUGCAGCGGGGCAUGCGCCACGUCAGCUUCAGCCUGGUCACCAAGGGAAUGACGGACAUCCCCGACUUUCUGUGGGGCUUGUCUGAGGUCCAGAAACUCAACCUGUCUCACAACCAGCUCAGGCUUCUCCCGCCCGAGGUGGGGAAGCUGACUCGGCUCGUGGUCCUGAACUUGUGCGGGAACCGCCUCAAGAGUCUGCCCCGAGAAAUCAGCCUCCUCAAGAGCCUGAAGGUGCUGUUUGUCAACAUGAACUGCCUGACCGAGGUGCCGGCCGAGCUGAGCGCCUGCCAGAGCCUGGAAGUCCUGAGCUUGUCGCACAACUGCCUGUCGCAGCUGCCCGCCAGCCUCGCCGGCCUCCCCAGGCUGCGGAAGCUGAACCUCAGCGACAACUCCUUUGCACACAUCCCCAUCUGUGUGUUUUCGCUGAAGGAGCUGGAUUUCUUGCACGUGGGCUCCAAUCGCCUGGAAAACAUCGCUGAAAGCAUCCAGUGCCUGGUCAGCCUGCAGAUCUUCAUCGCAGAGAGAAACAAUAUCCACUCCUUCCCGCGGUCGCUCUGCCUGCUCACAAGCCUGGAGCUGCUGAACUUGAACAACAACGACAUCCAGACCCUCCCAGAUGAACUCUACCUGCUGUGCAGACUGGCCAGGAUUGCUUGGAACCCCAUGGACAAAGGGCUCCACAUUUCCCAUAACCCUCUCUCCAAGCCUUUGCCGGAGCUGGUGGAGGGGGGCCUGGAGAUGCUCUUCAGCUACCUGAAGGAUAAAAAACACACCUGAC
Messenger RNA from Diceros bicornis minor, 907 nucleotides. It is a transcript of the gene LRRC30, whose product is annotated as leucine rich repeat containing 30. The transcript has a single exon. Bases 1 to 906 code for a protein of 301 amino acids. Gene Ontology annotation, molecular function: protein binding. Lineage: Eukaryota; Metazoa; Chordata; Mammalia; Perissodactyla; Rhinocerotidae. The record is from RefSeq and is a predicted model, not a curated record.